Messenger RNA from Guillardia theta CCMP2712, 612 nucleotides. RefSeq lists its product as hypothetical. The record is from RefSeq and is a predicted model, not a curated record. Gene Ontology annotation, molecular function: protein kinase activity; ATP binding. The coding region runs from base 1 to 612 and encodes 203 amino acids. Gene Ontology annotation, biological process: protein phosphorylation. Lineage: Eukaryota; Cryptophyceae; Pyrenomonadales; Geminigeraceae. The transcript has 3 exons.
AUGGGUGGGGGUAAUUACGCCACGGUUUGGCGAGGCUUCUCUAAAUUGACGGGUGAAGAGGUUGCAUUCAAGAUCAUCGUGAAGAACGAAGUAACUGCUGCAGAGGCGAAUCCGAUGCACGCAGAGAUCCUCAAGAUGGUAGACCACAAGAAUAUCAUCCAGCUCAAAGAUUAUUUCGAUGAAGAUCGAGCAUUGUGCCUGGUCCUUGAACUGGCCCAUGGGGGGGAUAUCGUGGAAAAGGUUCACAGCGAUGGGGUUUUUACCGAAGCAGCUGCCGUUCGUUACUGCAGACAGAUCCUGUCGGCACUUGCACAUUGCCACAAACGUGGGUUGGUUCAUUGUGACAUCAAGUGUGAGAAUAUUCUAUUUGCUUCACGGGACCCGGACUCCGAAUUGAAGUUAGCUGAUUUUGGUCUUGCUCAGCUACUGAGGCGACUGGUUGCCGGUCGAGGAACUCCCGAGUAUGUGGCUCCCGAAGUGAUUGAGAGUACGGGCUACGACACUUCAGCGGACAUGUGGAGUGUUGGAGUGUUGGUGUACACUUGGAUGUCUGGGGUUUUCCCUUUCUCUGUCCCGGACAGAGACAAAGAUAAUCAGCCAAUCUCACGGUGA